Brassica rapa (field mustard) is the source of this 6812-nucleotide messenger RNA. Its product is annotated as zinc finger protein CONSTANS-LIKE 5. NCBI's taxonomy places the organism in Eukaryota, Viridiplantae, Streptophyta, Magnoliopsida, Brassicales, Brassicaceae. Gene Ontology annotation, biological process: regulation of flower development. The record is from RefSeq and is a predicted model, not a curated record. Gene Ontology annotation, cellular component: nucleus. Gene Ontology annotation, molecular function: protein binding; DNA-binding transcription factor activity.
CACCAAUUUCUAACCGCAGAACCAGUCGUACAAAUCUCUUAAAACCGCUAGAAACCGUAACCACCCGCAUCCGCAAACUCCUGCAACCGCAACCGCAACCGCUGCGGUUGAACCAGUCAGGCCCUAAGUUUAAAACUUUCAAAAACUUUGACUGCAUGUUUCAGUGUUAUAGUAUACAGUCGUAUACAUAUACAGUAGUAUACAUAGAAAUAUUGUCUUUUCCUCUUUCUGCAUUCAGACUUUGACUUAGAUUUGACGAAAUAUUUACCCUCCAGUCCAAACUCUAGCUAAGAUUUCAGAUCAACUUAAAAGAAAAUCAUUGAUGACCAUAUUUUAUAUCUGUACCAGCAAAAUGAAGCUAGCAUAUUUGUGUUCCAAAAAAAAAACAUAUUUAGAUAGUUCUGAUGGACCUACAGAGCCGAUCCUUUAAGUGCAAAAAAAUGCUUUUGUUAGACCUUUUACCCCAUAUAUAAAGUAAAACUAUAUAAUCGACUCAGAGGAUUAACUUAUAGUGAUCUCGAAGGGACAUAAAUCUUCAGAUACAUUUAUCGAUGAAACCAUAUUAUAAAUACAGAAUGAAAUGGAGAAGAACAAUGAAAGGCAUAAACGAACUUUUACUUGUGAAAACUUUGGUAUUCGACAAAUAGCUUGUACGGAUAGUAAAAUUUAGACUUGUACUUGGUUUCCUAAAAAGAAAUAUUUACAGUUUUAAGUAUUUGCUAAGAAAAUAACGGUUUGUAAAGUACUUGUCUUGUAAAGUACUUAUAAUUUACUUGAUAAGCAUUUGUAAGCUACUUGAUAAUUUGUUAAAAUUUCAAAAUAAAAAUAUUAUUGUUUAUAUUAAUAUUUUCUUAAUUGCUUUUUCUAUAUUUAUUUAGUUAAUGUGUGAGACAAAAUAUAUAAGAAAAAAAUCUAAAUUACUUCUAUAAACAUAUUACUUAUUUUUAAUUCACUUCUAAAUAAAAUAUAAACAAGUUAUUUUACUAUAAACAAAGGAAAUAUAUUUUGUUUAUUAACAAAAAUGAAUAGCAAACCAAAAAUUCCAAAUAUUAAUUUUUAUUUAAAUAUUUGAUAUUUUCUUGUUUAUAAGUAAUUUAAAUAGAUUAUUUGGUAUUCGAUUUGGUCAAGCCAAGUACUCAUUUUUAUGGAUCAAAUAGAUAUCAAAUAACGAGAGUACAGAGUAUGUAACAAUUAAUUGUGCCACCUCUAUUUAACUACUUAAAUAUGAUCAGUCAGAUUUUAUAUAAAGAACAAAAAAAAAACAUAAACAUUUAGUUUAAAUUUGGAUUACUUCAAGUCUUCAACUGGGUCGGAGUUGGAUAAAUCAAAGCAAUAUCAUCCUGUAGUAUCCAAAAUAUAGAUAAUUAAAAACGAAAUAAAGUGGCGAGUGUCUAAAUUAUGUAUUCUAAAACUGUCGAUACGAUGAGGCUUUGACUGGAAUUAUUAUGAUGUAUAAUGAUGAUAUUAGGCCGAUCUAGUUACCGACUAAAACGUGUUCCUACUAUUCGAAUGCCAUUCUUGGAUUGUAAUAAAUCGUAAAGUAAAAGUAUCUAUAAAAGAUUACCAAAAAAAGUAUCUAUAAAAUAAUAUACAGUUUGCAUUAGGGUUAGGUAAAAAAUAUUUGAGAUAUUUGUUUCGAUGUGUUGCUUAAAUCGCUUUUAUUCCAACAAGAAUCUGGCAAACGUGCAAAGACAAUAGUCCAUCUAAUUAAGAUAUAAAUUGUACUUAUGCAAUUUCAACAGUGGGCACACUUAAGAAUAACAUCCGAGGCCUUAAAAUUAGGACUCUAGUUCCAAAACCAUGGAUAUACGUUUGAUUCGAAUAUACUCCUAUAUAAAACCACUCAAGAUAAAUGUGUCGGCUGGUCUCCUGAGUAAAAUGGUUACUAGAACGACUUAAAUUUUGGUUUAAUGAAUUUUAUUUCAGAAAAUGGUUACUAGAACGAAAUUGAAUGUAACAUGGAUCCAUUGCAAUAUGCAAACACAGUAUAAUAAUGCAUAUGGUUAAUUACAGAGAAUGGAUAUAUAAGCAAACAUUUUUUUUUGUUUUAUUAAAAACCGUCUUAAACAAUUUAUUACAAAAUUUGUUUAAUCAGCUUUUAUACAGUCCGUUAAUCAGCUUUAACACUCUAACAAGUGUUAUUGAAAUAUUUUUAAGCUAUACAGCUUAUGUUUCUCCUCCUCACGUAUAUUAGUGUCUAUUUAAUGACGACCAAAAACAUUUCUAAGAGAUUCUCUUUCUCUAUCAUUAACCUAUGUGUUUUUGUCGAAUACAGAUGACCUCAUACCUAUUUUAUAGUUAUCUCAACGUUUUCAAAGUUCUUUAUCCAGGACAAUAUGGAUAUGAACAUCUUUCAUAAUAAUAAAUACAACUUUCUUUUUUGUAAGUGCACAUAUUACUUUUCUUUAAGAAAUAAACAUGCUUUUCAAAUUUAUUUUUUUGUCUUUUCUCCAAAAUAUAUAUUUACUCUCUAAAUCUCCAUGACUCCAGCUCAACAUCUUGAAUCUACAUUGUCUUCACCACCCAGCAUAUCUCUUGCACCAGCAACUAUAUCAGUGUUUAUAUCAUCAGUUAUUUCAACGCAGACUAUUGAUCUAUACAAAUUUAUGGCUGCAUCUUUAAUCUCUCUUUUUUAGCUUUGUGUGCCGAUCCAACACAUCUUUCUUAUGGUUCAACGACUACAUUUUCUCACCUGAAAACUUUCAUCCUAUGUGAUUUUCUCACCCAUAAAAUAUGCAUUACACCAUAUAUUUUUUUCUCCAAAAGAUAUGUAUUCUCUGGACCAGAAUAUCGCUAUCUAUCUGUUUGUUAUGAUUUUUAUAUUUUUUAAUUUAAUUACAAAAAUGUUGGUCUUCAGAACAAAAAUUUACAGAAAUGUUUUUUGGUUUGGUUAGAAUCGCUCAAAUGUUGAAGUUUAGAAUAUUGUAAUUUUCGUUUUGUAUAUAUAUUUAGUUAAUAUUUGAUAGCGACACAAUUAUAAUAUAUUAACCCAAAUCAUUUACAUUUGAAUUUAGGUUCUCGCUGGAUCGGACAACCCCCCAUUUGAUGUGAACACGACCAAAGCACAUCAAGAUUUUGAGUUUAAUUAAUACAGUAUUGAUUAACUGUAUGAUUAAUUAGGUGAUAAAGUGGAUUUGUAUGCUGCGCACAUGGGUAUGCGUGAAAUAAUGCUUUUAACAAUCUUUUUGUCUCUCCUACGUUUCGAGCUAAAAAGUUAACCUGUGUCUUUUUUAUUUAUUUAAUUUUUCUGUUCAUUGUUCAUUUGCUAUUAAGAAUGUUGCACGAUAUAUUAUAUACGGUUUAUAUAUAAUCCUCCCACUACGAUUUAAUCAGGCCACUGUAUAUAUUUUGAAUGAUAAGAAUAUAUUGAUGAAAGUUAUGAGUCUUAUGAAGAUUAGUUUGGGUCUCUUGGAAUAUUUUGGUUUAACUACUUUUAUUUAUUAUUUACUCCAUUUCAUGAUGAUUUAUGAGUUAGAAAAAAAAUAUUUCAAAAAAUAUACUUUUAAUGAUUUUUAUUAGGUAUUAGUGGUGAAUUGUAAACUUCAAAAAACCAAAAUUAUGUUUAUUAAAUUUUGAUUGAUUAAAAAUUGUGAAAAUGUUAAAUUAUAAAAUAAUUUAUUUAUAAUCAAAAUUUAAGAUAUUUUUCUAAAUAUGCAUGAAAACUUCAAAAUGUAUAUGUCCAGAUAGGAAAAUAUGGUAUAAUUGUUAUGCCCCUGCAAAAAUGUCAUUAUGUAAUCUUUAUUAGUUUUAUUUGAUGUUAAGUUAGAUUGUUUAAAACAUAAUUUACACUUAAAUCUAAAACAAUGUUUUCUGGAAAGGGUAAGACAAUGUUAUUAUGACAUUUAAGCUAACAUGUUAACCUAACAAAAAGGUAAAAAAGAGUACGGAUUAGAGAACUCUAAAAAUGACUAUUUUCCUAAUAUAAUAUUGUGUCUGCGUAUAUAAUUGAUAGCUUAACCAAAGCAAAAUAGCUACACUAAGUCCAUGGAUUUUGUUCUUAUAUUUUGGAAAUGUAUAUUUUAAAACUUUAAACUUAAAAGUAUUCUUUUAAUUUGGUUUUCAAAAUCAUCAAAUAGACAAAGUUUCAGAAAAACAUAAGAAACAAAGCGUGGUCACUAGAAAUAGAAGCGGAUCAAAAUUAUUAAAAAUUAGAGAUUAGUUUUGGAUCAUCAAUUCAUAUAUGGCAUGUUUAUGAUACACUAAUUAUAAUUUUUUUUAGGGAGGAUGGCAGAUAACCCAAGUUCCCAUAUGAUUUAUGAUGUGAUAUGUUCCACCUUAACCAGUAAAAGAGGUAUUAGAUUUUACCAAAAAGAAGAGGUAUUAGAUGUAAACAGUACUAGUUCACUUCUGUGACCCCUCUCUUGCAUAAAUUUUGAACCGGAAUGAUCGAAACAUAUUCUACGUAUUUCAUGAAUUCAACGGAAAAUACCCAUAGAUCAAAAUCUCCACUUGAGCAAAUAAUUUAGCAUAUAAUUUAGCAAUCAUUUAAAGCAUGUACAUCACUAAUAAUAAAACAAAAUGUUCUUAAGUAUGAUAUUUAACAUUUAUUAUUUUAAGUAAUUACAUAGCAUCCUAAAAACACAAUUCUAACAGAAAUAAAAGUGCAAAGUUAAACAAAACAAAAUAUCCCCCAUGCUCAGAACACAAAAAGCGGAUAAUCUUGAUUAGAAUUAACCGUCUUAUCAUUACACAGAGUCUUCACAUUUUUAUCAAGUUUGUUUAAGUCGAUGACGGAAAAAAAAAACAAAAAUAUCAGUUAAAGCAGUAUAUUACACACUACACAAGUUCACAAUCAGUUCCAAAUAUAGAUCAUAUAGAAAGAUAAAAGUAUACAAUCUGUAUAAGACUCCAAAUGUCCUCUUAAAUAAAUAUAUUUCAAGUAAUGUUCAUAACUUUUAGUUUUCUUUUACCCAAACAAAAAAACUUUUAAUUUUCUUAAACCCCAACACUAUUAUCUAAUUUUACUAUGCAUUUUUUAAUAUUCUUUAAAAAAUUACCAUUCAUAGAAAAGAAAAUUCCUUUUUAUUUGUUCUCAUUCCGUUUAUUGUAAAAAAUAUAGAAUAAAUUUGUUCUUCGCUAAAUAUGACAAAAAAAAAUAAUUACAUUUCAUUAUUUCUAUAAAUUAUUUUUUCUGUUUUUUAUAUUUUUUCUAUAUUUUUCCUAUGUUCUCGUGAUAGUUACCGGUUAGACACAAGUAAAUUAAAUAAAAUAAUUUAAUAGCGAUGAAUGAGAGAAGCUUGCAUGGUACUUCUAUUUAUGUUUGAUUUUGGUUACUGUGUAAGAGCUAUAUAUUUUUUAAAUGACAAACUAUGCUUUUAUUAGUUUUUAAUUUUAAUUUUGUGUGUUUAAAUUUUUAUUAUUGAUCAAAUUCAUUCAGAUUUAAAUUUAUUUUCGAUAGAAUCUAAGAUUUAGAAAAUGAUGGAAAGACUUUUUUUAUAAUGGAUGGACUUAAACUUCGACCCAAAAAAAAAAGGAUGGACUUAAACAUGUUCAAUGGUCAUUUCCAGAACACAUCAUAAUUACACCUGUUUAGUGUGAUUUGAGUAAAUAAUUUGUAACAAACUUAUCAUCUAAAAGUUGAUGAAUAAUAUCGUUAAACCAUAAGUAGGGUCAUUACACCGCACCUGAACUGAAGUGUCGUUCGGAGCCACAGAGAAGCGACGUGAAAACAAAAGGCAAACUUUUCAUAACUUAUUUUUUGGAGCAACACUCUUCGAUAACUAAAGAUUCCUUUUAUUAAGUUCAAAAAAAAAAAAAAGAUUCCUUUUAUUAUAGUCAGUCAAAAUAAGUCAACGGUUAAUCAGUUGACCAAAUAUGACGACAAAUGACGUCACCGUCAAGUUUGUCUUCUCCUCCCUCUGUUUAAAUAGAAACCAAACCCACUUCGACUUUCACUCACACACACAACACAACAAAAAACUAAAACCACACCAUGUAUGGACAUAUCAGCAGCUCCAUAGCCUCCGAUGACACGUGUCCAGGUUUCCUAUACUCCGAGAACAUACUGGCUCCUCCUCUGCCGCAUGAUUAUCAUCCUCACUACUUCUUACCUCCGCCGCCUCUUAUGAUGAGCCACCACUCGUUAGCUACGGCCGAGGCAGUUUCAGGGUUUGGUUACUUUGAUUCCACCAUGACCACUGGUGGCGGCGGAUGCAGCAGCUGCGACUCGCCGAGCUCGAUGGGGAGCGGUGGAGAGAGUCUUGUGAUGCAGAGGAGUGUGAGUAGCCAUAAUGGCUUUUUUGGUAAUUUACCGACGACGGCCCACGAUUUCGUUCACGAUCAUGAUGGGCCAGUGAGACGGGCCCUUAGCGCCGGAGAUCUACCCAGGAGUAGCAGGAGAGAGAGCAGUGCGGUGUUGAGUGAGAGCAAUGCAAUAAUAGAAGGAAUGAGUAAAGCAUAUAAGUAUAGUCCUGAGGAGAAGAAAGAGAAGAUCGAAAAAUAUCGUAGCAAACGAAACCUUAGGAAUUUCAACAAGAGGAUUAAGUAUGAAUGCAGGAAGACAUUAGCGGACAGUAGGCCAAGAAUAAGGGGGAGAUUUGCAAGGAAUGAUGAGAUUUCACAACAAGAACAAGUUGAUGUUAUUGAAGCCGUGGUUGGAGAUAUUGACACGUGGGCAUCUUUUCUUGAUUCUUUCUCUGCUAAUCACUUCCUUAAUUAGUCCUUAGAAUUAUAUUUAUGUUUUUCUCUUUCUUAUAUAUGUUUAUAUGGCACUUUCAUUUGUUUUGGCGUGAAAGAUUUCUCCAUGUUGCACUCAUGUAGGUUAUGUGUGUUUUCUUUGUAAAUAAGAAUAAUAAAUUAAAGUAUUAUAUAUU